Molecule: messenger RNA, 1261 nt
Organism: Populus euphratica (Euphrates poplar)
Lineage: Eukaryota; Viridiplantae; Streptophyta; Magnoliopsida; Malpighiales; Salicaceae
Product: heat shock 70 kDa protein 10, mitochondrial-like
Exons: 5
Coding region: 91-939 (282 amino acids)
Biological process (GO): tricarboxylic acid cycle; mitochondrial electron transport, succinate to ubiquinone
Cellular component (GO): membrane; respiratory chain complex II (succinate dehydrogenase)
Molecular function (GO): ATP binding; electron transfer activity; ATP-dependent protein folding chaperone
Source: RefSeq, a predicted model, not a curated record
CGUCAGCAAAGUCCUUUUUUGACAAACCUCUGCAAGAGUCUCCGCGUCCUUCUCCGCCUCCAACCCGUAGAUUCGUCGAUCUCUUCACUCAUGGCCACCGCUGCUCUCCUCCGCUCUCUACGACGCCGUGACGUCGCCUCCGCUCCUCUUUCGUCCUACAAAUGCUUGACUAAUGAUGUGAGUCCAAAGUGGGCUCCUUCUAAUUUCAGCCAAAAUUGGGCUGGUUUGUCAAGAGCUUUGAGUGCAAAACCUGCAUGUGGAGAUUUUAUUGGUGUUGAUCUGGGUACUGCAAAUUCAUUUGCUGCUGUUAUGGAAGGGAAGAAUCCCAAAGUUUUUGAGAAUGUUGAAGGAUGUAGGAUAACCCCCUCAGCUGUUACCUUCUCCCCAAAGAUGGUAGCUGGGAUCUUUGGAAAGAGCCAAAGCAAGGGAGUAAACCCAGUUGGGGCAGUGGCUAUGGGAGCUGCUAUUCAGGGUGGAAUUUUACGUGGAGGUGUCAAAGAAUUGCGUCUCCUUGAUGUGGCUCCCUUGUCACUUGGUAUCAAGACACGGGUUUUCUCCACAGGGACUGACAACAAGGACCAGGUUGCGGGUAUUCCACCACCUCCCGGGGGCACGCCUCAAAUUGAGGUGACCUCUGACAUUGAUCAACCUAAUACCUCACAUGUCCUUCGCCCAUUAUCUCCUCAUCUUCCUAUUUAUAGGCCCCAGGUUCAUUCAACAUUUUCCAUUGUCAAUAGAAUCUCCGGGGCUUUCCUAUCUGCUCUAGUUUUGUUUUUUUGUCUUAUUCAUCUGAAAGCGGGUUCGAUUUGCUUCACCUAUUAUAAUUUCUACCAAUUCCUCUUUUAUUCAUCCAAGCUGAUCCUACCUGUCGUCGAUGUUACCGCUGCCCUUGCCCUGACCUAUCAUCUGUUUUAUGGGGUUCGACAUUUACUGCAUUGAAGGAUUUCUCUUUAUUCAAAUAAGGAGCCCUCAAAUCAAAAAGCGGUCCCUUUUCCCUUCCUUGCUGAAAGGGGCAACCCUCUCUUGAUAUCCGUUGUAGGGGGGCUUCUCCUUGGGAGAUUAAUUUGAGUGUAUUAAGUCUUUUUGUUUGUAAAUUGAAUGUGUUAGUCUUUUUGCUCAUGUGGAAACCGCCUAUGGAUGCUGAGGCUGAGGCCUUUUUUAUUGUAUCAAUAACCAAAUUUGUUUCUGGAAGGGGAUUGUUUGUUCAUUUGACAACUGCCUAUCAAUAUUGAGGCUGAGGCCCUUUCAUUGCCAUUGUUGC